Molecule: messenger RNA, 1812 nt
Organism: Phycomyces blakesleeanus NRRL 1555(-)
Lineage: Eukaryota; Fungi; Mucoromycota; Mucoromycetes; Mucorales; Phycomycetaceae
Exons: 6
Coding region: 1-1812 (603 amino acids)
Source: RefSeq, a predicted model, not a curated record
AUGACUCCUAUUUGCAAACCAACUGUUAGAAAAGAGUGUCGAUGCUCUAUCUCCCAUGAAGUCACAUGCAAUAUAAUUAGUAGUGCUGUUUCUGAGCCUGUAAAUCAAGAGGAAGAUAGUUUUGAAUUUGAACAGAAAGAUGUUGAAAUGAAUUCUGAGCUUAGAAACCUAAAUGCCACAAAUGACAUUUUAGAUAUAUGGACAAGAAACCAACCUUUCUCUCAAACAGAUUGUGUGUUUGGCCUUGAAGAUAAUGUUCAGUAUACAAGUGACACUUAUGAAGAAGAAGAAGAAUAUGAAGAUGAAUCCAAUGUUGAGAUGGACAAUGAUGAAGAUUCUUCGUUAGAAUCAAUCUCGGAAUUGAAUUUGAUUCACCAAUUCAUUGUUAUUUCAGUUGCUCUUUUUGUCUCACUAUACGUCGUAGAUGAAGGAGCUGUAAUCCUGAUUGCCAUAAUCAACAAGAUCCUGCAGUUUUUGUUUGACCCAUUCCGCCUUCCUGUGAGUAUUGCUGAUCUCAAACGUUUGGCUGGAUUUGAAGCAUUGACAAGUGGUGUCAAGAAGUAUGUUGCAUGUAGCAAAUGCCAUGCCAUAUAUGAUAAUGAAGCUGCCCCUUUGUGUUGUACAUCACCCAAUUUUGGCACUGCCAAAAGAAUGCUGGAGAGAUGGGUUGCGGAUGGAUUAAUCGACAGUAAAAAACUCAUUGCCAUGCAAAAGGCUGUUGAGAAGGUAGUGUUGCCGCCUGAUUACACGUCACUUGGGACAAAGAUUGCCAAGGGAUUUCCCUAUAUGAAGGCUGAUGAGUGGAAGUCUUGGUGCCUUGUGUACUCUCCUGUGGUUCUAAGGGAUGUGUUGCCGUUGCCAGAGUUCAAGAACUGGAUAGAGUUUGUUAACGCAUGCAGAUACUUCACCAAGCCUAGUGUUUCUGAAGAAGACAUUGAGAAAGGACACAAAUGCUUAGAAGAAUUCUGUAAAGGGUGUGAGACAUUGUACGACCUGGACCUUCUCUCUCCCAACAUGCACCUGCAUCUGCACUUACGCCAAACAAUGAUUGACUUUGGGCCCAUCUAUGGCUAUUGGGUUUUCAGCUUUGAAAGGUACAAUAGUGUCCUGAAAAAUAUCAAGACCAAUCGAAGAAACAGGUUCGAAUUGACAUUUAUGAGACAAUUUAUUGAAGAGUCGUGGAAGGGAGAUUUUAACCUUUCAAUCACAAUUUGUGGAAACGAGCCCCUGCCACUAUCCGCCUUGCCAUUGAAAACAAGACCAUUAUCAUUUAUGCCAAAACAUGAAUAUGAUUGUCUUGUAGGAUACUAUCAAGCUGCGUACAAGAAUCCACAGAUCUCAGGUUGCAAAGAUGUAAUUGAUGACUCACCUUUCGUCGGUGACUGGAUCGAAAUAGUGAAGUCCGUUGAUCUUCUUGGGCAAAGCUACAAAGGGUGCAUUGGCAUGAAUGGCCGCGGAUCAUACAUACAAGCAUAUUUCACUGAACGAACUGGGUCAGAACAUGCGUAUGUUGGAGAGAUUCAGUACCUUUUUGUUCACAAUUUUAGGCCAACUGUUUCUUCUCUAACAUACAGAAAUCCCCAUAGUAGUCAGCAUGUAUUUGCAUUUGUCAAAUGGUUCAAAUCCACUUUGGACAAAACAAGAGAAUUAGAAGGAGUUGAGUUGUUACAGGAUGAAUUCUACAAGCAAGAUUUUCAAAGCAUCCUGCCAGUACAUCGGAUUCUCCUAACAGUUGCAAUAGUAGAUUACAAAACUACAAAAAAUGUCAACAAAAAACUCGCGAUUCCUUUACCAAAAAAAAUUUACUAUUAA